Messenger RNA from Striga asiatica, 552 nucleotides. Lineage: Eukaryota; Viridiplantae; Streptophyta; Magnoliopsida; Lamiales; Orobanchaceae. The record is from the annotation of a GenBank genome assembly.
AUGGACAAAAACCCCAAAAUCGCCGGAGCAAUUGCUCCAACAAAAGAAAAAAUGGCCCGAUACGAGUCCGUAAGACACUCUGAGAAUGCUAAUCAGAACAUCGUGAAGAGGAAACUGAACUACCAGUCGGAUAAGAAGGCGGCGGCCUGCGAGAUGUGCGGGAAGGCCGAGGCUUUGGAACUUUCUGGUCGACUGAAGAAGUUAGUAACUCUAUUUGAGAAGCUCACGGGAUUCAGAGAUGUUGAGGAGAAGAACGUGAACUUUUAUGUCAUGAUGCACCAUUUCAACGCUGUUGGUGGUCGAAAGCUCGGGCGAAGCAGGACUAAAGAGAUGCUAGAUAGUACUAAUCUGGAUACUUCCAAUAUCAUAAUGUCUAGCAUUCAAGAAAAGAUUUAUCUAAUCGAGGAGGCAAUGGGUGUUGUGGAGCGCGAUGGGGAUAACAGCAUGGUCUCCGCCGAGAAUGGUGAAGAUAAGAAGUAUUCAACGAAUGCCAAAAGUUUGAUUACUGGUUUGAAUGUUGACAAAUUGGAAGGGCGGUUGUUCCCUAAUUGA